AUGGCAAAAAGUAGAUUUGAAUAUGUUAGAUCUUUUGAAAGUUUUGAUGCGUGCCUACUGAAUUCUUGGAUUGUUGUUCGUCUGGAUGGCAGAAAUUUUCAUAGAUUUUCUGAUCACCAUCAGUUUGCAAAACCCAAUGAUGACCAGGCUUUAGCAUUGAUGGCAAGAUGUGCCAAGAAUGUUAUGAAAGAUUUCAAUGAUAUCAUUUUGUCUUAUGGGCAAAGUGAUGAAUUUAGUUUUGUCUUUAGAAGGGAAACAGAAGUUUUUCAGAGAAGAUCAAGCAAAUUGUUGAGUACAGUAGUGAGUUUGUUUACUUCCUCAUAUGUGUUCUUCUGGUCAAACCACUUUUCAAAUACACCUCUUCAAUAUCCACCAACAUUUGAUGGUCGAAUCGUUCUCUACCCAACUGAUAAAAAUCUUCGAGAUUACCUGAGCUGGAGGCAAGCUGACUGCCACAUAAACAACCUUCAUAACACUGCUUACUGGAAGUUAGUCAGUGAAGCUGGCAUGUCACCAAAUGAUGCUCAAACUAAAUUAGGGAAAAUGCUUGCCAAUGAUAAAAACGAGAUGUUGUUUAGUCAGUUCAACACAAAUUACAACAACAUUCCAGAACUGUUCAGAAAGGGUACAGUGCUUGUUCGAGAACCUCAGCAGUCCCAACUAAAGAAACAUGAUGAAUUGAAAAAAGAUGAUUCAAAAAUGAAUGGUGAUGAUCAAGACACAAAAGUCAUUACAAACAGUGAUAGCCUUGCCAUUAAAGAUAAACAAAUUUUUUAUAAAAAUAAGUCAACCAUUAUAAAUAUGUUAAACACUGAUAUCAUAGGUAAUAAGUUCUGGUCUGAGAGGCCAUAUUUGUUGACCAGUGAAUAA
Molecule: messenger RNA, 870 nt
Organism: Helobdella robusta
Lineage: Eukaryota; Metazoa; Annelida; Clitellata; Rhynchobdellida; Glossiphoniidae
Exons: 6
Coding region: 1-870 (289 amino acids)
Biological process (GO): tRNA modification
Molecular function (GO): magnesium ion binding; tRNA guanylyltransferase activity
Source: RefSeq, a predicted model, not a curated record